Heterostelium album PN500 is the source of this 1812-nucleotide messenger RNA. RefSeq lists its product as uncharacterized. The record is from RefSeq and is a predicted model, not a curated record. The coding region runs from base 1 to 1812 and encodes 603 amino acids. NCBI's taxonomy places the organism in Eukaryota, Evosea, Eumycetozoa, Acytosteliales, Acytosteliaceae. The transcript has a single exon. Gene Ontology annotation, molecular function: protein binding.
AUGGAAAAAUCAUUAUUUUCUUGUGUCUUUAGAAAUGUAGUAUUGAAUCAAUUAAUAUUUGAAAAGGUUAAUGAAGUAACUAGAACGAUUGAUCACAAUAGUCAAAGAAUUUAUUAUAGUUGGAAUGAAAUUAUUACGAGACCUUAUGUUUUGGCGGCUCAUGGAUAUUCAAAAGAGUUUAAGGCGUGUCUUGACGUGAUGCGCUUUGAACUACAGAGAUCACAUCUCUCGUUGUUCUUUGGUGUUAUCAAAGGUGGUAACGUAGAGAUGAUGCAGCACUUGUUGGAUCACUACAAAGUAGAUCAGCUUCUCAAAGAGGAAUUGCAAUCGACUGCCAAUCGGAAACCAUCGGAAGUACAAAUGACGCUGAACGACGUAAUGGAGCAUGCAACAAAGAAAGGUAGAAUGGAUAUUGUUAAUUGCCUCUUUGAGAGAUUCACAACAGCCGAAUUUACAUCUAUGCAUUGGGAUUACCGUAAGAUGCUCUCGGUUGCACCGUUGUCCGGUGACCUGGAGGUGGUUAAAUUCUUUUCACGCAAAGUCGAUGAAGAUCCAACUGCACGACCAGAAAUCAAUACUUUUAAUAAUUGCUUCAAUAAUGCCGCGAGAAUCGGUAGAAUCGAUUUGAUUCAGUGGUUGGCAGAGAAUCGUUCGAGUGAGCUGACGAAAUCCGAUAUGAUGAAAUAUGCAAUCUCUGGAAGUCAUUUAGAUACCGUUGUUUACCUGUGGACGAAACACAAAUUACUGCAACGUCCGAGAAACGAUGCCUACAUGCGAUUGAUUCGCUUCGGCAAUGAGAAAGCAUUGGAAAUCUUCAAGCUUCUCAAUGACAAUGACUACCAAUAUCCACCGAGCCUCGUGGAGAUGGUCGCUAGAAGUGGCAAUGUCGAGGUGAUGAAACUGAUUGACAAUGAAUCCAAAAAAUCAGAUACCAGAGUAAGAUUCGAAAAAACACAUAUGGAUGUUGCUGCGGAACACAAUCACUUUGGGAUGAUGCGAUGGUUACACGAGAAUCGAAGUGAAGGCUGUACGACAAAGGCAUUCGAUGAGUGUGCAAAACGUGGAUACAUCGACGCUCUGAAAUGGCUGUAUGUUAACCGUACGGAACGAUGUUCACGUAACAUUGUUAAUGAAGUUGCAUCGAAUGGCCAUAUUGAAGUACUUCUUUGGUUGGAUAGUGAGGAACCAAUGAUGGCGACGACAACGACAACAACUCAUGUAGUAGAGCAACCGCAAUCAGAUCAAUAUUUUCAAUUCGAUAAUAAUAUCCUAGAUACUGUAGUGAAAGCUGGACAUCUGGAUGUUGUUAAAUUCAUGCACGAGAGAAACAACGGUAAGAAUAACCGAUUCCAUUUCUCAGAGGAGACAAUGGAUUGUGCUGCCGAGAAAGAGGAUUUUAAUAUGAUGCGGUGGUUACAAGAGAAUCGAACCGAAGGCUGUACUUAUAUGUCAUUGCUUCAGUGUAUUUAUCAUCUACGAUUGGACAUGGUCGAAUGGGUCUACGAAAAGUAUCCGAAAUCGCUGAACAUCGAUGGUAUUAGCGAGCAAUUAGAUAGACACCUGGAAUAUCUUUUCGAGAGAGAUGACCGAGAUAUUUUGAAAUGGCUCAUAGAACAUAUUCAAUUGCCACCGGAUGAACUUCUUAAAUACCAAACCAAGAUGGCAAAGGAGUUUCCGAAAUCAACAAAAAGCAAUACCUAUUUAGUUGAUCAUAUUCAAGAGACCAUCCUUUCGAAAUCCACAAAGAGAAAGCAUGAAGAGAAUGAAAAUGAUGAUAGUUGUAAACCAUUAACAAAAUCAAUUAAAGAAUAA